Messenger RNA from Dacryopinax primogenitus, 396 nucleotides. RefSeq lists its product as uncharacterized. The transcript has a single exon. The record is from RefSeq and is a predicted model, not a curated record. Bases 1 to 396 code for a protein of 131 amino acids. Lineage: Eukaryota; Fungi; Basidiomycota; Dacrymycetes; Dacrymycetales; Dacrymycetaceae.
AUGGCAGUAACUGGGCAUAUCGAUAUGCUUGAAGCUGAGCUUGAUGCACAUGACUGGCCAAAUGUGAAAGAAAAGGCUGCCAAUGUGCUCAGAACAGUCAAACACCAGGCUAUGUCUGGUGGCAAACAAAUUGCUGACUUGGCCAUGACAGGAAAGGAGAAAGGGAAGACUCUUGCAGUAUCAGCUAAAAACAAGGUCAAUGCCAGUGCCUCCAAGGUCAAGGCAGGAAUGGCAAAAGGGAAGAUUCUCACCCUAUCAGCUCCAACCAAGGCCAAGGAGGGUGCCUCCAAGGUCAAGGCAUACACCAUGGCAGGAAUGGCAAAAGGGAAGACUGAACGGGCUUACUAUGCCCUUGCACCCCCAGUACAUACACUGAUCAAAUGUAUUACUAUCUAG